Sebastes umbrosus (honeycomb rockfish) is the source of this 1585-nucleotide messenger RNA. RefSeq lists its product as uncharacterized. The coding region runs from base 155 to 1246 and encodes 363 amino acids. The transcript has 2 exons. The record is from RefSeq and is a predicted model, not a curated record. NCBI's taxonomy places the organism in Eukaryota, Metazoa, Chordata, Actinopteri, Perciformes, Sebastidae.
CUGGAAGUAUGCUGGCAGGGUAUAGCCCACAGAAAUAUAAAAAGUCCUUCACAGUAAGCGGCCGUGUCCAUGCAGCGAGCAUCAUUUCUUAGAGCUUUGAGUGAAUCAGCAGCGUGGAUACAAAACAGAAGACGAGCGGGUGACGGAAGCAAAAAUGUCUGAUCAAAGCGUCACCACUGAGAUGAGCACCACACCUCCGUUUUCCAACAGUUCCACCAUCUUAGACACUUCCACUUCUGCAAUCUCCACUAUCUCCACUAUCUCCACUAGCUCUAAGAUAGAUGGACUAGGGGAAAUCGCAGCCAAUGACAUAACCUCCAGAGCGAACUAUGUCUACAGUUUCUUGGCAGUGCUGGGCUUCAUCGCCGGCUGCUUCCUGCUCUACAGCUUCAUCCAGACCUACAGAGCCCCGAGGCGUCUGGCCGGGCUCGACUGCCUGCUCUGGGCCUUUUGUGGCCUCCAGCUGCUGCUGGUGCUCCUCUCUAUCCACGCUGUGGCCUACAGACCUGGCUACCUGAGUACCACACAUCUGGGCUGUGCUGCUCUCUCCUUCACCAUCAACGCAGUCUCUCUGUGCAGCCUGCUGGUCUUAGUGCUCAUGGCUUACGUCCUAACAUACGAUCCGCCGUCCCACGCCAUGCUGAGCAAGCCUUGGGUGCGUGCGGCUCUGGUGGUCCUGACUUCUAUCCUGAUUUCUCUGCUGCUGGCUGGGCUUCGUGGACCCACAGAUCGUCUGCAGGAAGAAGGCAAGUGUUUUAUGGAUCGAGUCUGUGCUGGUGUGUCGUACGCAGGUGCUAGAUUGUGCCUGGUGUUUCUGAUUCCCUACAUCCUCCAACUGGGACUCCUGAUAGGCGGCUGUGUCCGGCAGUGGAAAUCUAAAGGACGUUUCCUCUCCGGCUCCGAGGAGGGUCCUGUGUUCCUGGCGGUCACCGUGGUCGUGUUUUUCUGCCAGCUCUUCUACAGCGUGGUGCUGGUGAGAGGAGCACAACUACAACAGCCAGAGCAGAAUGGGCUGAGCCAUCACGAGCAAGCGUUUCUGAGCGUGGCUGAGUUUGUGCUGUUCUCAGGAAGCAGCGUCAGCCUCCUGCUGGUGCUGUUCAUGCACCGGCCGUGUCGAGAGAGUCUCCACGGGGUGUUUAGGCAGCUGAGGGACUGCUGUCGAAGCCCGGGGCGAACGCAGCCCAACAGAAACAUCAUAGCUCCCCACAUCGAGAUCACAGACACCCUGCAGGACAUAGAGUCAUAGAGGACAAAGACUCUCGUAUGUGAGAACAGAACUCUUCUGAUGCAUCCCAGUAAAGACUGAUGUAUUAGACAUAUUCUUAAUCUAACUUUGAAAAUGCUUACAAUACAAUUUAAAUGUUUUUACAUGCAUGUAUGCUCCUUUUUAGUGUCUCCAGUGUCUGAAAGCUUGCAAAACUAUUUUUGAAAUUUAACAAAUAAUAAAUGUUUUGCUGUACAUCUUCAGCAUUGUGCAACAUGUACAGCCCUCCUCAUAGUCACUGUUGCAAUAAAAACAAUAUGUAUAUAUUUGCUAUAAAUCGACUAUGAAUAAGACCAUUAAAAAAAGGACUUACUGUCGGUA